Messenger RNA from Raphanus sativus (radish), 957 nucleotides. Its product is annotated as F-box protein SKIP19-like. Gene Ontology annotation, molecular function: protein binding. Bases 24 to 941 code for a protein of 305 amino acids. NCBI's taxonomy places the organism in Eukaryota, Viridiplantae, Streptophyta, Magnoliopsida, Brassicales, Brassicaceae. The record is from RefSeq and is a predicted model, not a curated record. The transcript is spliced from 2 exons.
ACUCUCUUUCUUUGAUCAUUACGAUGGCGAUGAAUCAAGGAGAUUAUCCGGACUGGGCGGAGCUUCCGCCGGAGCUGACGUCGUCGAUCCUGCACCGUCUCGGUGGGAUCGAGAUACUGGAAAACGCGCAGAGAGUGUGCACAUCGUGGCGUCGAGUCUGUAAAGACCCCUCGAUGUGGCGGAAGAUUGACAUGAGUAACCCACACAGGGGAGACAGCUGUCACCACGAGUUAGAUAAGAUGUGCCACCACGCAGUUGAUCGUAGCCAGGGAGCGUUGGUUGAGAUCGAAAUUUGGCGCGUCGCUACUUAUGAACUCCUCAGUUACAUCGCCGAUAGGUCAAGUAACCUGAGAAGCCUUAAACUUGCACUGUGCUAUCAAAUAGCAAGCGAGGGACUUAGAGAGAUACUUGUGAAACUUCCUUUGCUUGAAGUCCUCGAGACUUCAUACUGCGCAUUGUCAGCAGAGUCUGUGAAAGUUAUAGGCCAGUCUUGUCCAAAUCUCAAGUCAUUCGGAAAAAACUGUGAGGGUUACAGGCGUCCUCGAAACGAGUGCGAUGAUCUUGCUCUAGCAAUCGCCGAGACAAUGCCCGGACUCACCCGCCUCCAGCUUUUCGGGAACAGGUUAACGGACGUCGGUUUAAAAGCCAUUCUCGACGGGUGUCCUAACCUGGAGUAUCUCGAUCUGCGCCAGUGUUUCAAUGUUAACCUUGUUGGGGAUCUGGAGAAGCGGUGUUCCGAGAGGAUCAGAGUCGUGAGGCGCCCUGAUGACUCGACUCAUGAUUACCCAUUUGAUGCAACGGUUCACGACAUGGAUUCAUCAGAAGAUGACGACUAUCUUUAUGACAUCUCUGAUGAAGAAGAUGAUAUUGCACCAGCAGAUGAGUUUGACGAUGACCUCUCAGGUGCUAGUGACCAUUCUGACCUUGAUCAUUUUGAUUAGAACCAGGACUUACCUC